AUGGCGGUGGUGAGGCUGGUGAUGGCGGUGGUGACGUUGGUGCGAGUCGUGGCGGUGGUUGCGGCGGUAGUGGUGGGGAUGGUGCCAGUGAUGGCGGUGACCGUGGCGGUCGUGCUUCUGAGUGUGCCCGACUUCAUGAACAGGAAGUUUUUCGGAGUCCAGAAUCCGUACCAGCUGAAGUCCCUCCGCGAGACUGACGGAGCCUCUCUGGCAGGAUUCGGCUCACGCGGCCCCCAGCGCCCCGUCACAGUCAGCAAGAGCUCUGCGGCGCCCGGCAGCUACGACCCGGAGAGUUCCAUCGGCCAGUCGAUCUCGGCUAAGCUUCGGCAGCUGGCAAAGAUCGCACAGGGCGGCGCCUUCGGUGGCUCCAAGACGGGGGAGCGCUUCUUCCAGGGCCCUGGGGCGUCAGGCGACAACGCGAUGUCCAUGUCUGCACCGUCGUUGCCACAAGCGGACCCGGUCAAGGACGCCGGUGAUGCAGCCAGGGGCUCCUUCAAGUCCGAGGCCCCGCGACUGCCGGCUCCCACCAACGAGGAGCUGCCGGGGCCUGGGGCGUACGAUCCCAUCACGAAUCCGGAUUUCCGCGCGGGAUGGAGGAUCGCGAAGACCGACCACGUGGGCUUUGGCGGCAGUGGUGUCCGGUUUGCCAGCGGGGAGACCGACGUUCCGCCACCGGGGUCCUAUGAGACGGUGCACGAGAACAUCCGAGGGGGCUACCAUCCCUUCCGAUCCACGGAGGCACGUGGGCUGCCAAUGCCAAAGGUGGCUCCAAAGGGCCUCGAUCCAGGCUGUUAUGACGUGGCGAGAAGCUUGAUUCGCAAGACCUUCAACACCAAGGUCGAGGAGCAUGCUCUGCUCCUGCAGACGCCCAGCGACAAGCGCCCGCCCCCGAGGGGCCCCUUCCCAUGGGCGGAAGGCUCCAGCUGGAAGCCCAAGCAGGCCCUGGAACGAGCCGCGUUGGAGGAUGCGCCGACCCAGGCCGGCUGA
Symbiodinium sp. CCMP2592 is the source of this 987-nucleotide messenger RNA. The record is from the annotation of a GenBank genome assembly. NCBI's taxonomy places the organism in Eukaryota, Dinophyceae, Suessiales, Symbiodiniaceae.